AUGAGAAAUAGAAAUAAUGUCACUGUGUUUAUUCUACUGGGAUUUUCUCAAAAUAAGGAGAUGGAACUCCUCUGCUUUGUAUUAUUUUUAUUUUGCUAUGUUGCUAUUUGGCUGGGAAAUGUGCUCGUAAUAAUUUCUAUCACAUGCACACAGCUAAUUGGCCAACCCAUGUACUUCUUCCUCAGUAAUCUGUCGCUCUGUGACCUUUGUUAUACAUCCACAGUGACACCCAAGCUAAUGGCUGACUUACUGUCAGAAAGAAAGAUUAUUUCUUACAAUAACUGCAUGGUGCAGCUCUUUCUCAUUCACUUCCUUGGAGGCAUUGAGAUCUUCAUCCUCACGGGGAUGGCCUAUGACCGCUAUGUGGCCAUCUGCAGGCCACUGCACUACACUGUCAUCAUGAGCAGGCAAAGGUGCACCUCCAUCAUCGUAGCGUGUUGCACUGGGGGCUUCCUGCACUCUGCCAGUCAGUUCCUUCUCACCAUCUUCUUACCGUUCUGUGGGCCCAAUGAGAUAGAUCACUACUUCUGCGAUGUGUACCCUUUGCUGAAAUUGGCUUGCACGGACACACACAAUGUUGGUCUCUUAGUCACUGUUAAUUCGGGUCUGAUUGCCUUGGUGACUUUUGUGAUUCUGAUGGUGUCUUACCUUCUGAUACUGCACACCAUUAGGGCUUACCCUGCUGAGAGCCGGUCCAAAGCUUUCUCUACAUGCAGUUGCCACGUAACUGUUGUGGUGUUGUUCUUCGUGCCCGUACUCUUCAUUUACAUCAGACCAAGCAGAACGUUCCCUGAAGACAAAGUAUUUGCUCUUUUCUAUACCAUCAUUGCCCCUUUGUUCAACCCUCUGAUUUACACCUUAAGAAACCUGGAAAUGAGGGCUGCCAUUAGGAAAAUGUGGCAUCAUCAAAAUCGCUUGGAAAGGAAGCAAGUACUUUGUGAGCCAAUGUAG
This is a messenger RNA of Chinchilla lanigera (long-tailed chinchilla), 951 nucleotides long. Its product is annotated as olfactory receptor 4P4-like. The record is from RefSeq and is a predicted model, not a curated record. Bases 1 to 951 code for a protein of 316 amino acids. Gene Ontology annotation, molecular function: G protein-coupled receptor activity; olfactory receptor activity. The transcript has a single exon. NCBI's taxonomy places the organism in Eukaryota, Metazoa, Chordata, Mammalia, Rodentia, Chinchillidae. Gene Ontology annotation, cellular component: membrane. Gene Ontology annotation, biological process: G protein-coupled receptor signaling pathway.